Molecule: messenger RNA, 2872 nt
Organism: Durio zibethinus
Lineage: Eukaryota; Viridiplantae; Streptophyta; Magnoliopsida; Malvales; Malvaceae
Product: auxin-responsive protein IAA26-like
Biological process (GO): regulation of DNA-templated transcription
Cellular component (GO): nucleus
Source: RefSeq, a predicted model, not a curated record
GUAAAUACCAUAUUAUCAUUCCCUUGAGUUUGUAGCUAAAUGAGCUUUAAAGUGAGAAAAUGAACUCAAAGUACUGGCUUACAUUUUAAGCAUAUGGGUGUUUAUUUUGUUGGUUUCCUUGUCUUUACCCUCUCCCAGGACAAGACUCUAAUAAAGGGGGGAUGUUUGGGGUAUUGUGCUAAUGAGGCUGAAGUUUUGUUUGUAAAAACUUGUUACGGAGAGAAAGGAAGAGUUACAAGAGUAUGUUUUGGACGUCAGCAACAGCACGCUUUGCUUCCUGAGCUGAACAAAACCUAUCGUUAUAUAGGCAGCUGUAGUUGCGUGAGUUAUGUUCCAAUUCCUGUUUCCUGUUUUUGGGUAUUGAGUAAAGGGAAUCUCCCCUGGUUUUAUCAUCUCUUCUGUUUUUAUGCUUCCCCUCCCCUUGUUCACCGCAUCUAAAAAAAUCAUCUUCCCAUAUAUGUCGAGUCCUACACAGAGAGAGAAAGAAAAAUAGAAACCAAGAACCCACCAAGGCGUGCAAAAAAAAAAAAAAGGAAAAACCGGAAAGCUAGAUAAGAACCCACCCCUCUGAUCAUAGUCCUCUCUCUCUCUCUCUCUCUCCUCUUUCCCUUUGAGAUGUUAAAGACACUUUGUUCUUUUAUCGGGUUUCCUUUUAAAGGGUACUUUUUUUUUAUUUUGCGUUUUUGGUCUGGCUUUUCCAGUUUAAAGGUUCUGGUUUGAAGGAAUUGAAUGGUUGAGGCUCUCUUAGCUGGACAGUUCUUGCGUUUUUAGCUAAAAUCUUCGAAGUUCUAUCACUUCUUCCUAUCAAGGUUUUUCAUAGCCAAGGGAAGCAUUGUUGAUUUCAUGAUGCGGGUCUUCAUUGUUUUGAGCUUUGGUUGAGUUACUCCUUUUAAGUUUGUUGCUGGUUCUUGGUCUCAAAGUUAAAGAAAAAAAAGGUGAUCUUUUUGGGUUUGUUGGAUAUCUGUUCCAUCAGUUAAGGGUAUGGAGAGCGGUUGCUCAAAGAAUGGUGAAGCAUGUCCUCAACUUCUAUAUUUGAUUCCUCAAGGAAGAAAGUGGCAUGUGAAGGGGGAAGAUGAGAUAAGGCAUGGAUCCUCAGAGGAGAAGAAGCUAGAACUGAGGCUUGGUCCCCCAGGUGAAGAUAACUGGUCCUUCAAAGACGCCACCAAAAACAACAACCGAGAGAGAGAUGAGUCUUUACUCUCACUUGGGUACUCCUCUUCAAUGAAGAGCAAUGGAAAACAGACACAUCAGUUUCCAUCUACUGAAGACCAGCCGGCUGGGUCAGUUUUGUCCACUCCAUGGGCCAAAAACCUCCAGCAUAACCAUCAACAGCAGAUAAAGCCUCCUUCAUUUCUUCAGUUCCCAUCAACAGCCCCACAGAGCUUGCCUGUUAUAGCAAAGGAAUCGUCACAGCCCUGUUGCACUAAAGUGGUAGACUUGCAGAAUGCAGAGAGAAAAGCAUUUUCACCUCCUGCAAAUACAGCUGUGCCCCCCAACAGUUCUCAGAAAAGAAGUGCUCCUGGUCCAGUUGUGGGUUGGCCUCCAAUUCGUUCUUUUAGGAAAAAUCUUGCAGGCAGCAGCUCUUCAAAACUAGCUUCUGAAUCACGAAGUGUGGUCCCUCACAAGGUUGUGAAUGAAAAAGCAGCAGCUGAACCUAGUGGAAAAAGCCUAUUUGUGAAAAUCAACAUGGAUGGAGUUCCAAUUGGCAGGAAAGUGGAUCUCAAAGCCUAUGACAGCUAUGAAAAACUGUCGACUGCUGUUGAUGAGCUCUUCAGAGGCCUCCUUGCUGCUCAAAAAGAUUCCUCUGCUGGUGGAAUAGUGAACAAGCAAGAGGAAGAGAAAGUGAUUACAGGCGUAUUGGACGGAAGGGGGGAAUAUACACUUGUUUACGAGGAUAACGAAGGAGACAGGAUGCUUGUUGGGGAUGUCCCAUGGCACAUGUUUGUAUCAACAGUGAAGAGGCUGCGCGUGUUGAAGAGCUCCGAACUAUCUGCACUUAGCCUUGGGAGCAGCAGUCAGGGAAAGACAUCGGCUUGACUCUGCCUCGAAAACUAGAGUUUUCCUUUGAAGAUUCUCCACCAAAGUUUGAAGAAAGAGACUAAUAAUUAUGUUCACGUUUUGACAUUUUGCUCCCCUAUUUUGUACGAACUGGUUGCACUAAGAGUAUAUAUAUAAGUUUUAAGUAGUUUUUUAUGUAAAUUUUGACUUCUUCACCUUUGUUUAACAUGCUUUUUUAUUUUCCCCUACAUAAAUGCCAUUUGGAACAAUGCGUAAAUAAUAAGCAAAAUCUUGAGUUCGAUGUGUAACCUUUCGUGUUAUAUGCUUUGUAUUAACAACCCAUUUCGGAAUGGUUAAAGUCCCAACAUUUUUCUUUUGCUUUGAUUCCAUUGAUGCUCGCUGCGACCGAGUAGUACUCUACUCAAAAUUCAAACUGUGCUUUUGGCUUUGGAUUUACUUGUUGGUCAAAAGGACAACCCCAUACCUUACUCUAACCCUUUUGGUCUCAUUGGCGCAUGGGUUUUGACCAAUGUUCCAUCAACAACCAAACUUGUUAAGCACUGGUCAACGAAACAUGGUUUAGACUGUCUGGUUUGGUUUGGGUAUUAAAGUCUAGGGGCGGUGUCAAGCUCAAUGAACUUCGAAGGGCACAAGAAACUUUUAGAAAAAAGAGGAAGUAGCUUAAAAAAAAAAAGGUUUAGAGGGGCGGAUUGAGGGGUCAUUAUCAACGGAGCUGCCUAACUUUGGGCCCAAAAAUAACACUGGUCUAAGUAUAAUUCCUUUGGAGACGUGUCACGAGUGGGAAUGUGAGAGGGUGUCAAACACACGCUCGCAGUUGCCGGCACUUAUCAGGGCGUUUGCUUGGUCAUUGGCC